This is a messenger RNA of Gigantopelta aegis, 1726 nucleotides long. RefSeq names its product sugar phosphate exchanger 3-like. The record is from RefSeq and is a predicted model, not a curated record. Bases 1 to 1053 code for a protein of 350 amino acids. Gene Ontology annotation, biological process: transmembrane transport. NCBI's taxonomy places the organism in Eukaryota, Metazoa, Mollusca, Gastropoda, Neomphalida, Peltospiridae. Gene Ontology annotation, cellular component: endoplasmic reticulum membrane. The transcript is spliced from 12 exons. Gene Ontology annotation, molecular function: transmembrane transporter activity.
AUGACAGUGUUUAUGUUUGGCUGCACCAUAGAGUGGGUUCACUAUUACAACGUAUACUUGUACGUGUUUAUCUGGAUUAUGAAUGGAUUUUUACAAUCCACUGGAUGGCCUACAGUGGUUGCCAUAAUGGCAAAUUGGUUUGGACAUUCCAGUCGAGGCCUGGUGCUGGGUGUCUGGAGUUCCUGUUCUAGUGUGGGGAAUAUCAUCGGGGCGUUCAUGGUAGCUUCAGUACUCGACUAUGGCUAUGAUUAUGCCUUCCUGUUCACAGCGUCUGUGUUAUUUGCUGGUGGAAUUAUCAAUAUGUUUGGUUUAGUCACCACACCGCAUGAAGUUGGACUGCUGACUCCAGAAGAAGUAUCAUUACAAGUUAAUUCUUGUGAGGAAGAAGGGCCUCUGCUGAGUUCACACGUAGUCCACAAUGAGAGUGACGGGGUAGAAAUCACUGGUGCCAUCAGGCCAAAAGCUAUUGGGUUCUGUCAAGCUCUUCUGUUGCCUGGAGUUAUAUUGUGGAACUUUGUAUGCAUUGCAGGUGGAACUAUUGGAGGAUUCUUAUCGGACCGUCUUGAAAAGCGAGCUGUUAUUGUUAUUCCAAUGCUCGUCUUUGCUGUCCCUGCUCUGUUUGGUUAUGCUCAUUCUCCAGCUACACUGCUUGACAACUCUGUCAUCCUGGCUGUCACAGGGUUUUUCAUUGGUGGAGUAUCCAACAUCAUCAGUGCUGCCAUUGCAGCAGAUCUAGGUCGACAGGGUCCUAUGCAGGGAAAUUCUGGAGCUCUGGCAACUGUUACUGGGAUUAUUGAUGGAACAGGAAGCGUAGGAGCAGCUAUUGGCCAGAUUCUGGUGCCAUUUAUACAGCAACGUUUAGGAUGGCAGGCAGUUUUUAUACUUUUUAUGAUAGCUAUAUGUUUGACCGCAGUGUGUAUUUUCCCCAUGUUUGUUCGAGAGGUGAAGUCGCUGUGUGCCAGCGUAUCGUUUUCCUGGCAUAGAGGUUUACACAGGAGGACUGUGGUUUACAUUGAACCACCGGAACCCAAUACUCACUCCGAUUCAGAAUAAGCUGAAAUUGGUUUCCUUUUCAACUGCAAGACUGAUAACUGGAAAUGUUCCUGAAAGUUGUAUCCUUUGAAUUACUUUUAAGGGGAAUUACUGAAAGUUGUGGGCCUUGAAUUGCUUGUUUUUUGUACAAAUUGGUGCCAAAUUGCUUAGUGCUGUAAACUGACCAGUUCAAAAAGUUAACUUGAACUAACAGGAUUUUUUUCUAGUCAUAAUAACUUUCCUUUCUUAUUUUUCUUUCUGUUUUAAUUGUAAUAAUUAUUUAGAAAAAUAGAAAUACCUUUAGCCCAAUGUGCUUCUAAAAUUGUGGGUUGAGAUACAAAAUUCUUUUCUUUUUUUCUUUUUUUUUAUUUAAAGACAAAUUUUAUUUGGUUGUGACUAUGGAACGCAAUGUGUGUGGCUAUGCUAAAUGAUAAUUAGAAUAAUCAUAUAAUUUAAUGCUGAUUUGUUUUGUGGAAGUCGGCCUUUCCAUAAACACUUGUGUGAUAUUUUUGCACAUUCUAUUAUUAAAGCAUUUUUGCUAUAAUUUGCACUUUGUUCUCAAAAUGUAAACAGAAAAGAAAAUGGGACUUAGCAUACAUAGAGAACAACAAAAGAAAUGCAAAUGUUAAUUUAUAGUCCUUCCCACAGGGAACACCUUUUUUCAUACUAUGGAAUUUACUUAUUUAUUUCUGAG